GAGGAGUUUCUCCUCUGCCCCUUUAAGGCCGUGUUUCCUGUCGGAAGGCAGGCGAGGGAGCGGCGGCGGCGGCAGCGACGGCUAUGAAGCCCCGAUGGCUCUGCUUCUGCCUCCUGGCGCUGGCGACAUGGAGCGCCCGCCGGUCGGGCGCUUACUUCCCGGAGGAGCGCUGGGUGCCCGAAUCCCCCAUGCGGCCUCCGCGCGUCUUGCUGGCCCUGCUCGCCCGCAACGCGGCUCAUUCGCUGCCGGCGACGCUGGGCUGCCUGGAGAGGCUCCACUAUCCUAAGGACCGCAUCGCGCUCUGGGUGGCAACGGAUCACAACAUGGAUAACACAACCGCAGUGCUUCGGGAAUGGCUCGUGAACGUUCAGAGCAUGUAUCACUCAGUGGAGUGGCGGCCGAUGGAUCAUCCCAGGUUCUACUCCGAUGAAGAAGGCCCCAAGGACUGGUCCAAUUCACGCUAUGACUAUGUCAUGAAGCUCCGACAAGCAGCUUUGAAGUCUGCCCGAGACAUUUGGGCUGACUACAUCCUGUUUAUGGAUGCAGACAAUCUAUUAACAAACCCGGACACCCUGGGCCUUUUGAUAGCUGAGAACAAGACUAUCGUGGCCCCAAUGCUGGACUCGCGAGCAGCCUAUUCAAACUUCUGGUGCGGGAUGACCUCACAGGGUUAUUAUAAGCGCACCCCUGCUUACAUCCCCAUCCGGAAGAGGGAUCGCCGUGGUUGCUUUGCUGUACCCAUGGUGCACUCUACGUUUCUCAUCAACCUACAGAAAGAGGCUUCGCAAAACCUUGUUUUCUACCCUCCCCACCCAGAUUACACCUGGGCUUUUGAUGAUAUCAUCGUCUUUGCCUUUGCCUGCAGGCAGGCAGAAGUUCAGAUGUACGUGUGCAACAAAGAAGAAUAUGGCUUUCUCCCGGUGCCUCUACGAUCUCAUGGCACCCUGCGUGACGAAAUUGAGAGCUUCAUGCACGUACAGCUGGAGGUCAUGGUUAAGAAUCCUCCCGUGGAACCUUCUCGGUAUUUGUCUCUGCUUCCCAAAAUCCCAGAUAAGAUGGGAUUUGAUGAGGUUUUCAUGAUUAACCUCAAACGUCGGAAAGAUCGACGGGAACGGAUGUUGAAGGCCCUUUACGAGCAGGAGAUUGAUUGCAAGAUUGUUGAAGCCGUGGAUGGGAAGGCAAUGAAUAACAGCCAAGUGAAUGCCAUGGGCAUCAAGAUGUUGCCAGGCUACAAGGACCCAUACCAUGGACGUCCACUCACAAAGGGAGAAUUGGGUUGCUUCCUCAGUCACUAUAAAAUUUGGAAAGAGAUUGUUGAGAGAGGCCUGGAGAAAUCGGUGGUGUUUGAGGAUGACCUACGCUUUGAGAUCUUCUUCAAACGGCGCAUGAUGAACCUCAUGUUUGACUUGGAGGAAGAGGGCCUGGACUGGGAUUUAAUCUACAUUGGACGGAAGCGCAUGCAGGUAGAGCAUCCAGAGAAAGCUGUGCCCCACAUCCGCAAUCUGGUGGAAGCGGACUACUCCUACUGGACCCUGGGCUAUGUCAUCUCCCUCCAAGGGGCCAAGAAGCUGCUGGAUGCUGAGCCCCUCUCCAAAAUGUUGCCAGUGGAUGAGUUUCUUCCAGUCAUGUUUGACAAACACCCUGUUACUGAAUACAUGGAACAUUUUGACAACCGGAAUUUGCUGGCCUUCUCAGUGGAGCCCCUGCUGGUUUAUCCAACACACUACACAGGGGAUGAUGGUUACGUCAGCGACACAGAGACCUCUGUGGUGUGGAACAAUGAGAAGGUCAAAACAGAUUGGGACCGGGCCAAGUCGCAGAAAAUGAAGGAGCAGCAGGAGUUGAGGAAUGAAGCCAGGAAUUCAGACGUGCUCCAGUCCUCACUUGACAGGACAGCCCGGGAUGAGCUAUGACCCUGUGUGGAUGCCUGAAGAAAGGGGACCGGGAGAGAGACAGCGCAAGGGGAAGCUUUUUUUGCCUCAGGGUUGAUGGGUGGAUUCUCUCAGAUGUCAACAGUGGGGUGCAUCAUGCCUCCUUGUAGCGCCUAUGGGAAGCUUCAGUCCCUUGCAACCUGAGGAAUCCUAAAUGGAAAUGGUGGUGUCUUCUUAAUUCUACCAUCUCCUGCUCUCCUGUUCUGUGGGCAAAUGUGGGGCAGAGGUAAUCUGGCAGUACUCAUUUGAGAAGUUUUAUUCUCUGAUAAUAGGCCUUUUACAUGAAUUCUCUGUGUUGGGAGAGGGAGAUGUUGAACAGAUGCAGCUCAGCUUAGCAGGUUUCGAUGUCAUGAUGCUCCAUAUCAGACAAAACCAUUUCACUUGGCAGUAAAAGGCAGUAAAAAUAUUUUAUAUAAAUGUUCUUCCAGUCACAGUUUCAUAUCUCUUUCCAGAAGAAUCUUGAUUUUUUUCCCCUCUCCUGGUUCCUUGGUUGUGUUGAACCAGAGGUGGGUUCCUACCAGUUCGGUAGAA
Thamnophis elegans (Western terrestrial garter snake) is the source of this 2462-nucleotide messenger RNA. It is a transcript of the gene COLGALT1, whose product is annotated as collagen beta(1-O)galactosyltransferase 1. The record is from RefSeq and is a predicted model, not a curated record. Gene Ontology annotation, molecular function: procollagen galactosyltransferase activity. NCBI's taxonomy places the organism in Eukaryota, Metazoa, Chordata, Lepidosauria, Squamata, Natricidae. Bases 84 to 1913 code for a protein of 609 amino acids. The transcript has 12 exons.